GCAGGGCUGCACAAUACAGCUACUACUACUACUAAUAAUAAUAAUAGUAAUAAUAAUGAUAGUAAUACACACGCGCGACAUGUUUAGCAUGGAUGCUAACAAAGUGUUGAUGCGGUCUGGUUUUUCUGUGUCGUUUCUCACAAAUUUGUUCAAUUCCACCGGCAUUUCCACUUCAAACUAAACGAGCAGUUGUUGAGUAGCUGUCAGACAUGGUGUAAUUAGGUUUUUCUGUGCUGUCUUUGUGUGCUGUGAAUGACGGGGAAGUUAUAGAGCAUCGAAAUGUGAGCAGACCAGCGGGAACAGCUUCAAACCGGUUUCAGCACCGCCGCAACAAAAGCGGCUCCAGCACCACACACACACACUUACACUCACUCACACACACACGCAGUGGACAGCUGGCAUGAUUCAGCUGAAUAAAAGUGUAACCUCGACUAGUUUCUUCUUGUCAUUUAUCCAAAACGUCAUGAUAUUAAGACUGAGUGGUGUAGCAGUGCAGAGAGGCAGCUCAGCAUCUUAACUGCUCUCAUUACAUUUCUGCGACUGGCUGCACAUUUCUGGGAUCUCUUUGAAGAACCUAGCAGCUAAGAAUGAGCUCUAAGAAAGCCAUGGAUGGAGGCUGGGGCUGGGUCAUUGUGGUGGCCUCGUUCAUAGCCCAGCUCCUCGCCUACGGCUCACCUCAGUCUGUUGGAGUGCUCUAUCCCGAGUGGCUCAAUGCCUUCCAAGAGAGCAAGGGGAUGACCGCGUGGGUGGGGUCUCUGGUCUCCGGGGUCGGCCUCAUUGCCAGUCCCAUCUGCAGUGCCUGUGUGGUAAACUUUGGCGCCAGGCCUGUGACCAUCUUCAGCGGAGUCAUGAUCUCUGGAGGCCUCAUGCUUAGCGCCUUCGCCCCCAAUGUCCACUUCCUCAUGUUUUCCUAUGGCGUAGUCGUCGGAGUAGGCUGUGGACUGCUGUAUGCUGCUACCGUGACUAUCACAUGCCAGUACUUUGACAAGAAGCGUGGCCUUGCUCUUGGCAUUGUUACUACAGGUACAAGUAUUGGAGGAUUCCUUUAUGCCACGGCACAGAACGAAUUCAUUGAGAUUUUUGGUCUUGAUGGCUGCCUGCUGCUCAUUGGAUCAUUUGCACUGAACAUCAUUGCCUGUGGUGGACUGAUGAGGCCGUUGCACUUGCCAGCUUACUACCUCAAGCAGAGAGCUGCCCUGGUGGAGAAGGCUGAAGAGAAGCUCAGUGAAAGGCCCCUGGCCCUGGACCACUCCAUCAAAAAGGACCUGCCUGUCACUGAUCUGCUGAUCACAGUGGAGACCAAAGACACUCUGGCUUCAGAAAAGGAACUGCUGAUCUGCUCAGCCUUGGUCAGACUGCUCAAGAAGAAGCAAAAGGCCUACAUAGAAUACUUACACUCCAUUGCUGACCGAAUGAGAGACCGGGUAUUUGUAGCCAUGUGCUUGGCACUGUUCCUCUACACCAUGGGGGCAUUUCCUCCACUGCUCUUCCUGGAGGAUGUAGCCCAAAGUGAGGGCUUGAUUGAGGGCAUCAGCGUUGUCCCUCUGGUCUCAAUAUAUGCUAUUGCAGGGGGCAUUGGGAAGCUACUGCUGGGAAUGGUGAUUGACAUUCGCUGGAUGAACAGCUUUUGUCUCUAUGGCGUCACGCUGGUGGGCAGCGGCAUGGCACUUCUGCUUAUCCCUUUCAUUAAGAGCUACAUAGGGCUCCAAGUGAUCUCAGUAGUGCUGGGUUUCUUCUCAGGGAACUGGUCCAUCACACCCUACAUGACCACCAAGGUGGUUGGCAUAGAGCGGCUCACUGAGGCCUACGGGAUCUUGAUGUUCUUCGGUGGCUUUGGGAUCAUGCUGGGACCUCCAGUUGUAGGCUGGUUCUAUGAUUGGAUGCAGUCCUAUGACCUGGCCUUCUACUUCAGUGGGAGUUGUGUGCUGCUGGGUGGAGUGCAACUUCUGCUCUCUGCCCUGUCCUGCUGGGACAAAACCCAUGAGUCGUCUGCCAAACCUGAGGCAGAGUGUACUCAUAACUGUGACAGCGUGGCUGCCGUAGCCUAAAGGAUGGACAGUCUUUUCUUUACCGGUGAUUUGCCUGCUCAAGUCCGUGGCUGAACCUGAACCUGGUUUUAGUUGAUUUACUUUUCAAUGAUACAUUGCGCCUUAUUGUUAGUUGAUGUUUUGGAUUUUUGUAAUCUGAUGCUCCAGUCAGUGUUUUGAAAACACCAUUUUAAACGAAUGGACUCAGACUUGUCCUGUCCUCAGUUGUCCUUUCCUAGCCUUGUUUUAUGAGGCUCCAGGGUAUGGUGACAAAUAAUUUCAAAAUGUCUGUUUCUUAAUUAUUGAUGCUGUCUGUUUUUCUCGAAAUGUAUGUUCCCUGCAUUGCGUUUCUUUUAUAUUGAAGUAACUGAGAGCAUUAUGCCAUGACACUCAUUCAAGACAAGAUGCAAAUGUCUGAUUUUUUUUUUUUCCCCCAAAGAUGCAACACUAUACCACAUUCUGGUCCCUUAAUAAUGACAUCUUGACUUAUGUUGUUAGUUGUUAGUGUUGUUGUUAAUGUUGUACCAAAGUUAUUUGAUUUUCAUUGUCUUGGACAAAGGGUUAAAUCGACAAUCUCAUGCCACAAAUACUAAACCCAAUCCGUCUUUGUGCUGCUGAAGUUAUCUUUUCCACAUAGUGUUGGCCCUGGAUAUCAGGAGCGCAGCUUGUUUUAACAAGGUGACUAAUCCGACUCAAAAACUAUUCAAGUGUUUGAUGUGUGUCUGUAGGUGCGUUGGAUGACAUCGCUAUCCACCUUUCAUUUCAAGCAAUUUGAUAUAUUUCAAGCAAUAUGUAGACAUUUUAUUUGUCUAUUUCUAUUUGUAUACUCUAACACUUCUAGACUGUUGUAUUUUUACAUGCACUGAAGUAGGUUGUGCAGUGUUGAUUUCUAUAUUGUUUGUUUCUUUUUUAGAUGAAGAGUUAUUUUACUUGAACUGUCUCUGCAUGAUGUUAUUAUGUAAAAAAAACAUGAAAAAUGAUAAUCUUUGGUUAUAGGGUCAUACGAGAUGUGAAAGACCCGUACACUGUCUUAAAGCACAUGAUGCCACCUGUGAUAUUUAUGUAUUUAUGUAUGUUUUUUUUUUUUUUUUUACUUUAUAUGGUUUUUAAAAAUAGAAAUAAACUAAGAUUGAUAAAGCAGUUGUCACCAUUAAUUUAGCAGUACUUUUAACACAUGAUUGUGAACAAUGUGGUGCUUUCAGUCAUAACAUACAAGUUGAGAAGGUGUUGAUUAAUUUUCUAUAAGUGACAGUAGUGUAGGCUGCAAUCGGCUGCAAGGCAAAUCACAGGUUUAUAUUAAUGCACUCUUUCUAAAAUAUUAUCAUU
Pangasianodon hypophthalmus (striped catfish) is the source of this 3353-nucleotide messenger RNA. It is a transcript of the gene slc16a9b, whose product is annotated as solute carrier family 16 member 9b. The transcript has 6 exons. Gene Ontology annotation, molecular function: monocarboxylic acid transmembrane transporter activity. The record is from RefSeq and is a predicted model, not a curated record. The coding region runs from base 588 to 2048 and encodes 486 amino acids. Gene Ontology annotation, biological process: transmembrane transport; monocarboxylic acid transport. Lineage: Eukaryota; Metazoa; Chordata; Actinopteri; Siluriformes; Pangasiidae.